Vanrija pseudolonga is the source of this 1593-nucleotide messenger RNA. Its product is annotated as Major facilitator-type transporter ecdD. Gene Ontology annotation, biological process: carbohydrate transport; transmembrane transport. Bases 1 to 1593 code for a protein of 530 amino acids. The record is from RefSeq and is a predicted model, not a curated record. Lineage: Eukaryota; Fungi; Basidiomycota; Tremellomycetes; Trichosporonales; Trichosporonaceae. Gene Ontology annotation, molecular function: carbohydrate:proton symporter activity. Gene Ontology annotation, cellular component: membrane. The transcript is spliced from 9 exons.
AUGCCGUCCUUCCGCGAGUCGUGGUCCCACGCGACGCCGUAUCUCGCCUUUUGUGUGUUUACAUUCGCCUGCGGCGACCUCAUCUUCGGGACCGACACCUCCACGUUCGGCUCGCUCCAAGCCCUCCCGUCGUGGCUCAACACAUUUGGCACGCCCGGCCCGAACGGGACAAAGAUCCUCACGACGUACCAGAAAUCCAUUGCGAACUCUGUCAUCUUUGUCGGGCGUAUCGUCGGCACGACGACAUUCGAGCCUGUUGCUGAGCGGUUCGGGUACAAGCCUAUGCUUUAUGGCGUUGCGCUGUUGCAGAUCUUGGCGGUUAUUGUCCAGCUCACGUCCCACACAUGGAUCGUCUUCACGGUCGGGCGCGUGUUCGCGUACCUCGCAGUAGGCUACAUUGAGAACCUAGUGCCCAUGUACAGUGCCGAGAUCGCGCCGCCGGCCUUGCGCGGCUUCUGCGCGGGUCUCCUGACGCCAGUCAUCACCCUCUCGUCCGUGUGGGGCGCCGGCAUGUGCCAGGCCUACGCCAAAGAGACGCGCAAGAUCGGGUGGAUGGUGCCCAUCGGAGUCCAGAUGAUUCCCGCCGUCAUCAUCCUCUUCCUCACCCCGCUCACGGUCGAGUCGCCGCGCUGGCUCGUCGCGCACGGGAAGAGCGAGCUGGCGCUCAAGAACCUCCGCCGGCUGCGCCGACGCGUCGACGUAGACAACGGGCUGUGCGAGGCGGAGAUUGCCGCGCUCGAAAAGGUCAUCGAGCACGAGCGCAGCCUGUCGUCCGCGCGCUGGCGGGACCUGUUCACUAACCCCUCGUACCGGCGGCGCGCGAUCAUCUCGCCCUUGCUAUUCUGGUUCUACCAGACGACGGGGAACAGCUUCUACAACGCGUAUGGCCCGUCCUUCUUCAAGGAGAUCGGGCUGGGCUCAAAGUCUUUCACGUACGCCACCGUCGUGCAGCUCGUCGGCGCCGUCGGCUCCGCCAUCGCAAUCUUCCUCACGGACCGCGUGGGCCGGCGCCCGCUCAUCAUCACGGGCGCGUGUGGGUUGAUUUUGUUUGAUUUCUUGAUUGCAGGCCUGGGCGGCAGCGCGCCGCGCACGACGACGAACAACAAUGUCGUGGUCGCCAGCUUCAUCCUUAUGAUCUUCUCCACCAAGGUGUCGUGGGCGACGCACUGUUUCCUCGUCGCCUCGGAACUCGGCGGCCUCCGCAUGCGCAAGAAGGUCAUGAUGGUCGGCACGACGAUGGACGUCUUCUCCAACUGGCUCGUGUCCUUCACGUCGCCGUACAUCAUGAACAAGCCGUACGGCGGGAUUGGGGGCAAGAUCGGCUACAUCUUUGGCGGCAUGGCGGUGCUGUCGUUUCUGUUCGCCAUCUUCGUCGUGCCCGAGCUGCGCGGGCGUGGACUCGAGGAGGUCGACGAGCUGUUCGAGCACCCGCACUGGGGGUGGCAGUACAAGCACAUCCAGACGACUGGGAUGGGCGCGCAGAUCGCGCGUAUCCAGGGUGGAGACGUCACUGCCGCGCAGGGGGGCAAGCUGGGUGACGGGGAGGGUGCGGAGGAUGUCAAGGACGACGUCCAGCACAUCGAGAAGGUGUAG